AUGACUUCUCUCAUCAAACUCUGUCCCUUCUACACCCGGGACCCCUCGGUGUUCCUGCGGUUCGCCCACCCAAUGAUUCUGCGCAGUGCAGAGCGCUGUCCAGUCAUGGUGACCCGCGCCUUGGCUACUUCUGCCAAUACUCAGCAGAAAGUCAAGGACACCACACUGUCGCCUGGAGUCUCUUCUGGAGCCUCCAGUAGGCGCACCUUGGCACAAGCCGCUCCUCAAGCUGCCACGGCCAACACCAAGUGUCCUUUCAUCGAGACAGAGAUGGAGAAAGAAGGCAGUUUCAUCGUCCAGAAAGCUGGUCCUGAGGUUCAAGAGGAUCUACAGGCCUUCAAGAAAGAUGCUCUUAGUUCUCUGCUGUAUGAAGUCAAGUCAAACCUGAGGAAGAAGUUCUGUGGUGACUCCCCUAAAAAAGUUAACCUUGGAACUGGAGCUCCUCUCAUUCCAACUCAUCUGAUUAAAGAAAACAUGUCAGGUGGAGCUGCCUUUGGCUACGAUGAGUUCUUCAACCGGAGGAUUGAGGAGAAGAAACAGGACUACACGUACCGGGUGUUCAAGACUGUGAACCGUAAGGCCAGCGCUUACCCGUUUGCUGAGGAUUUCUCUGACCUCCAGGGAAAAAAGAAGGAAGUGUCCGUUUGGUGCAGCAAUGAUUACCUGGGCAUGAGCAGGCACCCUCGGGUGAUUAAAGCUAUUUCGGAGGCUCUUAAGGAGAACGGAGCAGGGGCAGGAGGAACUAGGAACAUUUCUGGCACCAGCAAAUACCAUGUGGACCUGGAAUGUGAAUUAGCAGAUCUGCACCACAAGGAUGCGGCCCUGCUCUUCUCUUCCUGCUUUGUUGCCAACGACUCCACUCUUUUCACUUUGGCAAAGAUGUUACCAGGCUGUGAGAUUUACUCGGAUGCAGGAAACCAUGCCUCUAUGAUCCAGGGCAUCCGGAACAGUGGUGUGGCAAAAUACGUCUUCCGUCAUAAUGACCCUGCCCAUCUUGAAGAACAGCUCCGUAAAUCAGAUCCUAAAACACCCAAGAUUGUUGCCUUUGAGACUGUCCACUCUAUGGAUGGUGCGAUCUGCCCCCUAGAGGAGAUGUGUGAUAUAGCACACAAAUAUGGCGCCCUGACAUUCGUUGAUGAAGUGCAUGCAGUGGGGCUGUAUGGGGUGCGGGGCGCGGGAGUAGGAGAGAGAGAUGGCGUCAUGCACAAGAUAGACAUCAUCUCAGGAACACUGGGGAAGGCGUUCGGCUGUGUGGGUGGCUACGUGGCUAGCACAGCUGCCCUCAUAGAUACAGUGCGCUCCUACGCUGCCGGCUUCAUUUUUACCACCUCCCUGCCCCCCAUGGUGCUCGCCGGAGCAUUGGAAUCUGUGCGCGUCUUGAAAAGUGAGGAAGGGCAAGCACUGCGCCGUGCCCACCAGCGCAAUGUCAAGCACAUGCGCCAACUGCUCAUGGAUGCUGGGCUGCCCGUCAUCAAUUGCCCGAGCCACAUCAUCCCUAUACGGGUUGGCAAUGCCGCACUGAACUCCAAAAUCUGCGACCUCCUUCUGUCUGAACACAACAUUUACGUCCAGGCCAUCAAUUACCCGACCGUUCCCCGCGGAGAGGAGUUGUUGAGGCUGGCUCCCUCCCCACACCACACUCCUGACAUGAUGAACUUCUUCGUGGAGUGUCUGGUUGAAACAUGGAAGGAAGUUGGGAUGCCAUUGCAGUCGCCGUCCGCUGCCGAAUGCAACUUCUGCCACCGCCCCCUGCACUUUGACCUGAUGAGUGAGUGGGAGCGUACAUACUUUGGAAACAUGGAGCCAAAAUACAUCACCAUGUACGCCUAAGCCCGCAGGGAGAGCCUCAACACACCGUCUACAUGUCUACUGUCCACAUUGGCCAAUACCAAAGUAUUCAACUGCUAACUACUCAGCUGUCUGUUGUGGUGAUGAUGUCACUGCACUGCACUGAUGAUGUCACAGAAAUCGUCAGUGCAGAAUAUAGGCCUGUACUAGCCGGGGACUGGCGGAAGCCAUAGCCCAUUAGCUUGCAUUGGUCACAUCCAACGGCAGCUUGUACAGUAUACGUCACGAUAUAGUGGAAGUCAGUGUAACUAUAACCUGACAUUUAGGGUCCAUUCACACGUCCGUGGUGCCUUGCGGAUCCGCAAUACACCCGGCCGCACCCCCAUAGAACUGCUUAUUUUUGUCCGCAAUUGCAGACAAGAAUAGGACAUGUUGUAGUUUUUUCCGGAGCUGCAGACCGGAAAA
Bufo bufo (common toad) is the source of this 2253-nucleotide messenger RNA. RefSeq names its product 5-aminolevulinate synthase, erythroid-specific, mitochondrial-like. The coding region runs from base 1 to 1830 and encodes 609 amino acids. The record is from RefSeq and is a predicted model, not a curated record. Gene Ontology annotation, molecular function: pyridoxal phosphate binding; 5-aminolevulinate synthase activity. The transcript has 10 exons. Gene Ontology annotation, biological process: erythrocyte development; hemoglobin biosynthetic process; heme biosynthetic process. Lineage: Eukaryota; Metazoa; Chordata; Amphibia; Anura; Bufonidae. Gene Ontology annotation, cellular component: mitochondrial matrix; mitochondrion.